AUGACAUACACCAUAACGGAGCUGAGCCUAUCUAACAAGAAUCUUGAAAACGAGAAAUCAAGUUUACUAACAGCUUUACAGCUCAUACAAAAUGACUAUAAUCAGUCUAGCAUAAAGUCAAAUACCACAGAAAAGCCGUGGAAUAUUGUGAAUAAUCACAAGCCAAAUCAGAUUCAAUUCAAAUCAUCACAUAACCCCACCACUUAUAUGCCUGUCGUUAAGCCGCCUAUUAACCGAAAUGUUAUAAACUGUAGUUCUGUUAACAGAUAUGAAAUCCUUAGCGACAGCGAUCUAGCAGCAUCUGCCGAGAAUGAAGAGUCGAUCCUAACCCAUGACGAACCUACCACGCGACAGGAAAAAGUCAACACAAAUAAAAGCGCUACUAAAAAGCCAAUAGCAUCAAAGAAAACAAGGACUAUUGCCUCGCCCAGCAAUGUCACAGAUAAUUCCGCAAGUGCAAAGCAAAGUCAAGCGUCAUCUGAACCAAGUGCUACCCCGGUUCGCAGUACGAAAGCUAAGCGUAAUACCGUAAUCGUCGGUGAUUCGAUUAUCAAGUACGGUUAAGUCAUUCUCGGGGGCGACGGUUGAUGACAUGAAGGACUUUAUCAAGCCAAUACUGCGAAAAAGCCCAGAGAAACUAAUACUGCAUAUAGGAACUAAUGACCCACGUAGCACGGACUUAAAAGUUGUUGCUGAUAAAGUAUCCAAUUUGGUACAGACGAUCUAUCAGCAGUGUGAAUCCUGAUAUCAAGGUCAUUGUUUCUGGAAUUCUUACUAGAAAAGAUGUCAAUGGCAUUGCAGACAGGGUAAGACAAACAAAUUCCUUGAUUAGAUUCUCAUGUUGUGAAAAUGGUUGGGCAUUUAUAGAGAACUCCAAUAUAAAGGACUCUCACCUGAAUUCCAGAGGACUACACUUAAAUCCCUCUGGUAGUUUGCUAUUACAAAACAAUUUUAAAUUAUUACUUAGAAAUUGACUAUGUGAAAAUGUGAGUGCUAAUUCUCAAAAUUCUGCAUCCAACCCAUUUCCUAAUUGUGCAAAUUCUAGGGGGUUUCUGAUCAACCAACUAAAACCUUGAAAGCUAUAUUAGAAACAUACCAGUUAUCUCAACUUAUUACUGAGGCAACACGAAUAACAAAUAUUUCUUGUACACUUAUAGAUCACUAUAUAACAUCUAUGCCAGAGAAAAUUAAUUCGACUGGCGUAAUUCAUACGGGAAUUAGUGAUCACAGCUUAAUUUAUGGUAUAAGAAAAAUCAAUCCCAUUGUGUCUACACGCAAUAUGACCAGGAAUGUUGAGGUCAGAAACAUGAAAAGGUUUAACCAUAACUCUUUUAGAGAGUAUCUUCUAGCUCAGCCAUGGGAGCAAAUUGUUCUGGAAUCAAAUACUGAUUCCAUGUGGGCCCUUUGGAAAAAGUUAUUUUUGGAAGUCUUGGAUAAGCAUGCCCCUGUUCAGCGUAUUAGAAAAAGAAAAUCUGGCGUUCCGUGGCUGACUGGGGAAAUUAAAAAAAUGAUCUUUGAAAGAGAUAAAUUAAAGCGUGAGGCAAUGGUGACUGGUACCCAUGCUGCUUGGGAUAAGUACAAAUCAACUAGGAAUAAGGUCAAUAUUGCCCUACGACAAGCUAAAACAGAUUAUUUUCGCAUUAAAAUAUCAAAUCAAAAUAAUAAUCCAAAAGAGGCUUGGAAGACAAUCAAUAACUUACUCGGUCGUUCUCCAGGUAAUACUGUUGUUAAUGAAUUAAAAUUUAAUGAUGCAAAAAUUACCUCACCUGAAGAAAUUGCCAAUGCUUUUAAUACAUAUUUUACUGACAUUGGCCCUAACUUAGCUAGUUCUAUUGAUGAUACUGACAUUACGUUUGAUCGUUUCAUCAAACCAGCUACAUCAAAAAUGACACGCUUUAAGUUAGUUUCACAUACUAAAGUAGUCAAGCUUCUAAAUGGUUUAUCCAAUUCGAAAGCAACUGGUCUUGAUAAAAUAUCUGGAAAGAUUUAA
Messenger RNA from Paramuricea clavata, 1990 nucleotides. NCBI's taxonomy places the organism in Eukaryota, Metazoa, Cnidaria, Anthozoa, Malacalcyonacea, Plexauridae. The record is from the annotation of a GenBank genome assembly.